Messenger RNA from Scheffersomyces stipitis CBS 6054, 3603 nucleotides. RefSeq lists its product as uncharacterized. The record is from RefSeq and is a predicted model, not a curated record. Bases 1 to 3603 code for a protein of 1200 amino acids. NCBI's taxonomy places the organism in Eukaryota, Fungi, Ascomycota, Pichiomycetes, Serinales, Debaryomycetaceae. The transcript has a single exon.
AUGGACAAUUAUAACCAAUUGCUUCUCCAGCAGUUGGCACCGUACCUCAGAAUCCAUGUUCUGGGUGAAAUUUCAGCUGAUGUCGUCAUCAAUAUCCGCAAAUUCAUUCAUCUCUACGACAUUUCACAUAAGGUAUGGGACAAUUCCAUUAUCAAAAAUAGACUUCUGAGCACAAAGUAUAUUAUUGAAUUAGUUGAAGGAGAUGAAAAGCUUCCACAGCGCGAAAUAUCAUCUCUGAACGAACAUUCGAACAUUUCUCCCUUCAAUCAAAGCUCACCCAUCUUUCCCAACGGGAUUCUUCCCCAUCAGUGGUUGUCCAAAUAUAUUGAAGAAAUCCCAUUUGCGUAUGUUUCGAUACUCAAAUUGCCUUCUGACGUUGCAGACGAUGUGAAGUUGGCUACUGUAAUCAAUGAAUUGAAGAAAAACUGCUUGAAACAGAGUGUCAAAUUAAUAGCCAUCAUUGUUUCUUCAUCACCUGAUCCCAACGAAGACGACGAAAGAAUCAAUAAAUUGCGCCAAUUGACCGGCUUGCCUCGUCUUGUUGGUUUAUUAUAUCUCCAUGAUUCUGCAGCAACAUUGGCUAGAGACACAGAAAUCUUGGUAUCCACGCUCCUAUCCAACUUGAAGAGCCUGGCAGUAGACUUCUACAGCAACAUUAAGUACAAGAUAGAGCAACGGCACAAGAAAUACUACUCCAUUCCUUCAACAAGAUUGAUAGAUACACAGAUAGAGUUGUCUCCCAAAUUUCUUGAAACUCGAAAUUUGAUCAAAAUCAUUAUUAUUGACCAAUUUAUAGCACCUCACGAUUUAGAACCAAGCUUGAAAUUGCUAGAAGUAGCUUAUCAGUCGUUAAUUGAUAUCAUGAGGGAUACGUUUCACAGCAGGAUAUUCGACUUGGACUCUAUUUCAGACCAUGACUUGAAGCUCUAUUUCCAUUUCAGAUCGUUGAUAGACAUGCUAGCAUUUCAUAUUGUCAGAGGUUACUUCUCCACAGAGGAACCGUUGGUGGCUUUAAAGAAACACAGAGCCCAUAUUGCUAACGUUCUCAGUGUCCUGGAACCUGAAUUUUCAGAAGUGAACAAUAAUUGGGUAUCUGUUCAGUACGAAUGGUUGGCUGAACUUAUGAAAUUAGUUCCACUGUCCAUUAUAGCCAGUACCCAUUCCAAGAAAAAACUCAAGCCCAAUUCUGGCAUGAUAGGUUUCUUUGGCGGUAUUAAAUUCAAAGAGGCAUAUUCAUUCGAAGUGAUAACAAAUCCAGGAUUGGUGUACUUAAAGUCAAAUGAACAUCUUAUACCUUCCGAGAAGAUGCCCACUACUAGAUUCAACUACUUAUUCAAAUACAAAGAUAAAAGGGAUAUGGUUCAGCAUAAAAUCGAAUUGUUGAGUGAUUCCAUUGCAUCUCUAACUCCUGAAACACAAGCUCAUGCCGAAGAAGAAUACUUUGAAGCAUUGAUUCUGUAUUUGAACUAUCUCAUAGCAGAAGAGUACUACAUGCUUGGAGCGUUGGAAGAAGCUAUAAGUUAUUACGAGAGAUCCUACAAGAGUAUCUCAAUGAAGACUAGCGUAUCAAGUGUGAUACUCCAGAAAUUGGUUCAAUGCUAUUCCUCCACGAAAGAUCCAAUUAAGCAGGUGUCUAGUUUUCUCAAACUUGCAACUCUAAAGCCUUUUUUCAAUAUCCAUCAAAAAUAUCCUAUUCAGGGUCUAUUUGAGAAUUCAUCUGAAAUUGCUAUUAACAAUGAAGUGAAGUUGUUCAAAACUUCUCCAUUGAUCUUGAAUGAAAGUCUUCAUCAAGAUACUUACUUAUACGAUAGAUACAUUACCCAGAUCAAGUUAACCUCAGUCGCUGACCUUUCAGUUAUCAAGAAGCUUUUCGAAAAAGAUUACUCUGCACUUAUUAAUAUCAAGAGUAUAAUAGUAAAAUUUGAAAGAUCUGACUCCAAGAAAACGAAGAGAAACAAGAAAGUGAAGUUGAUUCAUGAUGGACAAAAUAACAGUUCAAUGAUCAGCAAGAUUGAGCUUAAGGAAGGUGACGAAAGUGACACUUUAAUAGGUACAGGUAAUUUGUUUCCUAAUGAAGAAAAUGGAUUGAAAAUUAUUCAGUUUUCCCAGACAGCACUGAUAUCCGGAUCGUAUCACAUUUCUUCGAUCAGAAUUGAACUGGAAGUUGAAUUCCGGAAUGGUGACAAGCACGUUAUUGUAAAUAAUUCAGAAUUGCACGAGUUUGAUGAAUACUCAUCUUCACAUCACGCUGAACUCUACAACGAGGCCAAUGGGAUAAUAAAUAAGAAGCAGGUUCGUUUAAACGGUCGUUCUGGGAACACAAUCCGUUUCCUACCACUUAGACCAAGUGUUAGUGUGACGAUGACUGAUGAAGAUAUCAAUUGUUUAAUAUUAGGGGAGAAGAUUUCUAUUCCUUUCAGGAUAAACUUCAAACAUCCCAAGAAUCAAAAGAUCAACUACAAGAGCAUCAGUUUAAGUCCAAAGGUAAAGGUGAUUGCCGACCAGAAGGACUUCGAUUUUGCUUCUAGAAUCACAACCCAAGUCAAUUGGGAUGGAUUGAAAGACGACGAAGCAUUGGAUCUUCAUCCGCUUGUCGAAUCUGACUCCAACGAAGCUACUGAAUCUCACCAAUUGAAUGUUAGUGUGCAUUGUCCACCCAAUUUGCUCAACUCUCGCGUAUCUGAAAGGGGUAGCACUAUAGUUAUUGAUCUCAAAACUAUUGUUUCUGAGAUAGCUGAUGAAGAUGAAGAUAUUGAAGAUUCAGUAUAUGACACUGCCAACUACACUCUUCCAAUAAUUAACUCACCAUUCAAAUGUUCCUACAUCAUUAGUCCUCGUUAUAGAGCAGAUGCUAUCGAUAUGCCGUCGCCAUUUAUUCUUUCACCAAGCGACGAUGGCCAGGGAACUUCUAUGCCUAUUGCUACUCGUUUGUGGCAGGGCAGUCUUGUUGUUUCUGAUUUAUACAAGAAAUAUGAAGAUUCCAACAGUUCGCUAAGAAUUCUUGAUACUGAGUUCUCUGUCAAAUCAAGAAACCCAGAAUUGAAAGUAGUAAUGGUAUCGUCAGCAUUUGAAAAGGAUGGCAGAAUACACCAGCUCUUCACCGUCAGUAGUAGAAGUGGGUUCUCUCAUAGGAAUGCUCCAAUGGUUACUUCAGUUUCUAUCAAUUGGCAGCGGAAAGAUGGUCUUGUCAAUAAUUUUAAGAGUGAGGAUUGGGAAAUCACACUUCCAUUAUCUGAUCCUCGAGUUCUUUUGGUUCUAGAUGAAGAUGUAAAGGAAGCGGGUAAAGUCAAGCUUACAUAUAUAUUAGAGAAUCCUACUCCGCGUAUCUUUACAUUUACUACGCAAAUGGAUGCGGACGAUCCUAGUCUGACAUGGGACUUCCUGGAUGUGAGGAAUAUUGUACCUGUGAAACAAGCAGCGUUCCCUGUUCUUCCAUUUGGAAGACACUUUAUGGAGUUUUAUGCAAAAACGUCUGAAGCAGGUGAGAAGAUUCAAUUGCCAACGUUCAAGGUGUAUGAUGUUCAGUACAAGGUUGGUUUGCCUACAUUGUCUGUUUCCGAUAAUGUAGCUGUGAAAGGCUCGAAGCUAUACUGGAGUACCUAG